Molecule: messenger RNA, 2685 nt
Organism: Nerophis lumbriciformis (worm pipefish)
Lineage: Eukaryota; Metazoa; Chordata; Actinopteri; Syngnathiformes; Syngnathidae
Source: RefSeq, a predicted model, not a curated record
AUGCUCCCUCGCGCGUCCGCUCCGCCGCUGUUUCUGCUGCUGCUCGUCGCGGCAUCCGGCGCCGGCACCGGAACGGUCGAGCCGAGCCCAGACUCCGCCGAGGAGGAGGGGGACCACCACGGCCACGGCGGCGGGGGAUACCGUGUGGUCCAAUGGGAGUGGAGUUACGUGCAGACGCCGUACGUCAUCGCCGUGUGGCUGCUGGUGGCCAGCGUGGCCAAAAUCUUGUUCCAGCUUUCGCGCCGUUUGACGCGGGUGGUCCCCGAGAGCGUGCUGCUGAUCCUGCUGGGUUUGGCGCUGGGCGGCCUGGCGCUUCUGGCCGACGACAAGCAGCCGUACCAGCUGGAGCCCGCCCUCUUCUUCCUCUUCCUGCUGCCCACAAUCGUGGGCGACGCCGGCUACUUCAUGCCGGCGCGCCUAUUCUUCGACAACCUGGGCGCCAUCCUCACCUACGCCGUGGCCGGCACGCUCUGGAACGCUUUCGGCACCGGCUUGGCGUUGAGCGCCGCCCAUCACCUGGGAUUCAUCGACCAGCGCGUGCAGGCGGGCCUGCUGGACUUUUUGCUGUUCGGCGCCCUGAUUUCUGCGGUGGACCCGGUGGCGGUGCUGGCCGUCUUCGAGGAGGUCCACGUCAACGACACGCUCUUCAUCAUCGUCUUCGGAGAGUCGCUGGUCAACGACGCCGUCACCGUGGUCUUGUACAAAGUUUACAUCUCCUUUGUGGAAGUCGGAGCGGAAAACGUGCAGAUGGCAGAUUACUUCAAAGGAAUGGCGUCGUUCCUGGUGGUGAGCGCGGGCGGGACCUCGGUGGGUUUGGUCUUCGCCGUCAUCCUGAGCUUGCUCACACGCUUCACCAAGAAGGUCCGGAUCAUCGAGCCGCUCUUUGUCCUGCUCCUGGUCUACUUGGCGUACCUCACUGCCGAACUCUUCUCCCUGUCGGCCAUCUUGUCAAUGACCUUCUGCGGCAUCGGCGCCAACAAGUACGUGGAGGCCAACAUCUCGCAGAAAUCUCGGACGGCGGUCAAGUACACCAUGAAGACCCUGGCCAGCAUCGCCGAAACCCUCAUCUUCAUUUUCCUCGGCAUCUCCGCCGUGGACAAGUCCAAAUGGGCCUGGGACACCGGCCUGGUGGCCUGCACCCUCGUCUUCAUCUUCAUCUUCAGAGCUCUGGGCGUGAUUGGUCAAACCUGGGUUCUGAACCGCUUCCGCCUGGUCCCGCUGGACAAGAUCGACCAGGUGGUGAUGUCGUACGGCGGCCUGCGGGGGGCAGUGGCCUUUGCUCUGGUGGUCCUGCUGGAUGGCCGACGCGUCAAAGCCAAAGACUACUUUGUGGCCACCACCAUUGUGGUGGUCUUCUUUACCGUCAUGUUCCAGGGUUUGACCAUCAAGCCCCUGGUCAAGUGGCUGAAAGUUCCUCGCUCCACCAGCAGGAAACCAACCAUCAACGAGGAGAUACACGAGAGGGCGUUCGACCACAUCCUGACGGCGGUGGAGGACAUCGCGGGUCUUCAAGGCUACCACCACUGGCGAGACAAGUGGGAGCAGUUUGACAAGAAUUACCUGAGCAAGCUUCUUCUGAGGAAGUCGGUGUACAGGAAGAGCGAGCUGUGGGAGGCGUACCAGAAGAUCAACAUCCGAGACGCCAUCAGUGUCAUCGACCAGGGUGGAAACAUUCUGACCGCUGGCAGACUCUCGCUGCCCUCCGUGACCAGCAGGGCUUCUUUCCCAGACGCCUACAACGUCACCAAUUACCUGCGCGAGAAUGGCAGCGGGGUUUGUUUGGACCUCCAGGUCAUGGACAAGGUUCCAGGCGCCAAAGUGGAAGAAGACACGGAGACUCAUCACGUCUUGGCGGAAAACCUCUACAAACCCAGGAGACGAUACCAGUCGCACUACAGUCGUCACUUCAUGCCAGCGGGCGAGAAGGAACGGCAGGAUCGAGAAGUUUUCCAGAGGAACAUGAAGAGCCGCAUGGAGACCUUCAAGUCGGGAAGACACAGGCGUUACAAAAAGGAGCGCGGCCUCAAGAAGCGCCGAGGUUCCGACGUCAAAGAUGACGGUGGAGACAAAGCCAGAAGAAAUGUCAGCCGGCAGGACAAAGACACCGUGGUGGUUCCAUUGGUCUUGGACGAUGAAGACCAAGGCCAGUGUACUGACCCCGAGAAGGAAGAUGACAUGGGUAUCACCUUCGUUGCUGUCAAAGCUGAAAGUCCCAAACAACGUCCGCACUCGGUGAUAGUGGCGCUCCCCGGAGUCGACGCUCAGCUUCCGUGGAAAGGCGGGGGUGUGCCGUGGCCGCCGCCGUGCCUGUCGCUUGAGGCCACCAAGGUGAUCCCUGUGGACCUCCAGCAAGCGUGGAACCAAAGCAUCUCAUCUCUGGAAAGCGUGUCCGAAAGUGCAGGUCUCCGCGCCGGCGCCCCGACCAACCGCCCCGCUUCUUAUGCUGGUGGCCAUCCAGUUUCGCCCGUGCCCUCGCUAGAUAAAAAACAAGAGGAGCAAGAGGAGGAGGAGGACGAGACCAGACCACUGGUGCCGUCCCAGAGGGCGCUCUUGCCCUUGUCCGGUGGCCCCGGCCCCGCCUCGGGCAGGCGGAGGAACCCCCGCGUGUACUUGAGGAGCCUUGUGACGGUGUCCCCGCCAGGCAUUAGCGAGCUGCCAGGCGAACGAGGACCCACUCAGCUUUAG